AGCCACAAAAAGCUUCAGAUUCAACCUAAACUCCUCGGCGGCGAAGGCGGCCUCGCUCAGCCUCGUCCUGCCUGCAGAAAUUGAGGCAAAAUGGCCCCGGGGCUGGAGGAGGAACUAACCUGCCCCGUGUGCCGGGACAUCUUUGAGGACCCCGUUUUCCUGCCGUGCAGCCACAGCUUCUGCAGAGACUGUCUGAAAAGAUGGUGGAAGAAGAAACAGGUUCUGAAGUGUCCAGUCUGCAAGAAUGCCUGUGGAAGCAAGCGUCCGCCCUGCAACCUGGCUUUGAAGAACGCAUGUGAGGCCUUCCUGCUGGAGAGGGCGGAGCCACAGCAUCUCUGUGGGCUGCACUCUGAGAGCCUCAAGCUCUUCUGCCUGGACCACCAGGAGCCCGUCUGCCUCAUUUGCAGAGACUCGGACGCUCACAGGAGCCACAGGUUCAGACCCAUCAGUGAGGUUGCUCUGGAUCUCAGAGAGGAGCUGCGGAAAUCUCUGGAACCCCUACAGGACCACCUGAAGCUCCUCAUGCAGGUCAAAGGAAGCUUCGACCAAGCAGCAGAACAUGUUCAGCUCCAGGCCCAACAAGCUGGGGCACAGAUCAAGGAGCAGUUCCAGGAGCUUCACCGGUUUCUGCAAGCAGAAGAGGAGGCCAGGAUUGACGCCCUGAGGGAGGAAGAGGAGCAGAAGGUUCAGGUGUUAAGCCACAAGACGGAGGGUCUGAGGAAGGAGAUAGCAGCUCUUUCAGACGUGAUCUGGGCUGCAGAGGAGGAGCUGAGAGCUGCAGACAUCUCCUUCAUCCAGAGCCAGAAGACUGCAAUAGAAAGAGUCCAGCGCUGCCACCUGCUGGACGUCCCACAGCUGCUCUCAGAAGCUCUGAUGGAUGUGGCCAAACAUGUGGGCAACCUGAGCUUCAGAGUCUGGACCAAGAUGAAGGAGAUGGUGUCCUUCAGUCCAGUGAUCCUGGAUCCAAACACAGCUGAGGCGGGACUCCUCCUGUCUGAAGAUCUGACCUCUGUGAGACGAGGGCCGAGGCAGGAGCUGCCCGAAAACCCUGAGCGGCUCGACUUCCAUGGCAUGGUCCUGGGCUCGGAGGGCUUCUGCUCGGGGACCCACAGCUGGAGCGUGGCGGUGGGAGGCAGCAGAGCCUGGUUUGUGGGCGUGGCAGCAGAGAGCUUCAGGAGGAAAGGACCUACUGACCUGUCGGAGGGGCUUUGGGCCGUGGCGUUCUCUAAAGGCAACUACAUCUCCAUCUCUCCUAGGGGUCCUUCUCCUCUUCAUCCUGAGAGGAAGCUGAAGAACAUCAGUGUUCAUCUGGACUGGUGGAGAGGAAGACUGACCUUCACUGACCCACAGACUCAAGGCCACAUCCAAGAGUUUACACUCGGCCACACUGAGGCGCUGUUUCCACUCUUCUACACCGGAAGUGACCUGCCGCUCAGGAUUUCCCAAACUCCAUCUGCUGAUGAAGACCAAGAGCAAUGUGAUGCUCUUCUUGAUGAUGAAGAUGUUGUUGAUUAUGAAGAUUAAAAUGAGGAAGGAAUCUGAAAUCUGCAGCUUCUAGUGAGACUUGUUUUAUACAACAGAUGUAAUGAAUCCCAAAGAAGGUCUCAGAUCAGGGAAAAACUUUGAAAUCAAACUUUAUUACUUUUUUUUUCUUGAUUGAAAUAAUUUUGUCCUUUUAAGGCACAGUAUAACACUUCAUGAAACUCAUUAUAACUGAUGAUCAAAAUGAUAUUCUCAGAUUUCUGAAGUUUGCUGCCAAGAAAACAAACAAAAAAAAAAAACCAAAUGUGAGAUUUUUCAUCAUCCUGUGAAACUUAAACAGACAUGUCAAUAUUUUAGUUUUAACAGAGAUGGUUUGAGUCUUUAGAUCCUGAUUUCUUUAUUCAUUCAUUUUCCCAAAGGUCCGAGGGCUCAGUUAUGGAAAAAUAUUUAAAUUAAAAAGGAGAAAUUCUGAGUUUGUUCCUUCUGCUGUUGUCCCUGUUAAAAUCAUGUUUUGACUAUGAACUGUGAGAAGAUAAUGGUUCGUGUUUUACUUUGGAAAAAAUGGAUUCGGUUUACAAGUUGGAUUAUUCUUUUCAGACAAUAAAAACAAAAAAGUCCAAAAUAAAAUACAUGGAUGUGUCAGUCUCAUUUAAAGUAUGAAAUCAUUAAUUUAUUGGAAAAUAAGGACAAAAGUAACUUUUCCUAUCAAACACAUUUUUUACUAAUUUAAUUUUUAUAUACACUCACCGGCCAUUUGUUACCUCACACUUCUUAUCAGCCGAUCACAUGGCAGUAACUCAAUGGAUGUUGGCCUGUAGACAUGGUCAAGAUGAUCUGCUGCAGUUCAUACUGAGCAUCAGAACGGGGAAGAAAGGAGAUUGAAGUGACUUUGAACGCAGCAUGCUUGUUGUUUCCAGACGGGCUGGUCUGAGGAUUUUC
Messenger RNA from Oryzias melastigma (Indian medaka), 2421 nucleotides. RefSeq names its product nuclear factor 7, ovary. Lineage: Eukaryota; Metazoa; Chordata; Actinopteri; Beloniformes; Adrianichthyidae. Gene Ontology annotation, biological process: protein ubiquitination. Gene Ontology annotation, molecular function: protein binding; ubiquitin-protein transferase activity; zinc ion binding. The coding region runs from base 91 to 1524 and encodes 477 amino acids. The record is from RefSeq and is a predicted model, not a curated record. The transcript has 2 exons.